Molecule: messenger RNA, 575 nt
Organism: Ailuropoda melanoleuca (giant panda)
Lineage: Eukaryota; Metazoa; Chordata; Mammalia; Carnivora; Ursidae
Product: lymphocyte antigen 6G6e-like
Exons: 3
Coding region: 75-575 (166 amino acids)
Biological process (GO): acetylcholine receptor signaling pathway; desensitization of G protein-coupled receptor signaling pathway
Cellular component (GO): plasma membrane
Molecular function (GO): acetylcholine receptor binding; transmembrane receptor protein serine/threonine kinase activity; acetylcholine receptor activator activity
Source: RefSeq, a predicted model, not a curated record
CUCAGUUGCUCCAGCUCUCGGGAUCUCAGGGUGCAGAUCACAUUCUCCCAGACUCCUGAGCCCUGGGUCCAGCCAUGGGCACCUCCAGCAUCUUCCUGUGCAUCCUGUUCCUCUGUGGGGCACUGGGUCUCACCACACCCCCACCCCCUGCCCGGGGUCGGCUCCGCUGUUACACCUGCAGCUUUGCCAAACCCUGCUACCCUGUUCCCACCGAGUGUCAGGACGAUGAAGCUUGUGGCAUCAGCAUUGGCACCUCAGAGCAGAAUGAGAUCAUCGAGCGGAAAGGCUGCCUCCCACGGGCCCAGUGCCCUCUGCAGGGCCGUGCCACCUACUGGUCGCGCUCCUACGCUCUGCGGCACCACUGCUGUGAGCAGGACCUGUGCAACACGGCCACCACGCUGCGGCCGCUCCCCAGUCCCCUCCUCGCCGCCCUUCUCCUCCUAGUGGCCAGCUUCACCUGGGGAGGCCCUCUCCUCCGUUGGCUUCACGGUGAUCUGCAACCUUCAACCCAGGACUCUGCCCCCAUCACCACCGCCCUCGAGACACCUGCAUCUAAGAUAUGCCCAAGAACCUAA